UACAGUCUUAUGUAUAAUACAAGAAAUUCACAAAAGUCUAAUAAAAUUACUGUUAUCUAUUACUGUUGCUAUAGUUGCAUUCUUGUUUAUACUUAUGUAUAACCAUCUUUUCUCUGCUUCAAGAUAUUAUUUACAUUCAGUGCAGAUUUCAUUAAAUGAAGAGCAAUGACGAGAAAGAGAAAUGUUCUGACAGUUUUAUUGACAUACCAUGUGAAUCGAUACCCAAAUUUACAGAAAAAUUAUCAGUGGAAUCUUCACUGUCUCAACAAUUGGCAAAAGCACAAAGGAUAUUAAGAGAUUAUUCGCAGACUGAAAUCGCAUCAUGUAAACAAUUAUAUAGACAUGAGAAAUUCUUGGAGGACAAUGAAAGUAAAUGUACGAUACAUCAUGUAAAAAGUUCAAUGAAACAAAAAAGGAAUUUGCAAUGUAGUUCUGUUUGUAAACAAGAACUUUUUGACUUAUCUCAGAAUUAUGUUAAGAAAUAA
Messenger RNA from Megachile rotundata (alfalfa leafcutting bee), 485 nucleotides. RefSeq lists its product as uncharacterized. The record is from RefSeq and is a predicted model, not a curated record. Lineage: Eukaryota; Metazoa; Arthropoda; Insecta; Hymenoptera; Megachilidae.